Molecule: messenger RNA, 3126 nt
Organism: Thlaspi arvense
Lineage: Eukaryota; Viridiplantae; Streptophyta; Magnoliopsida; Brassicales; Brassicaceae
Source: the annotation of a GenBank genome assembly
AUGUCAAACAAACCCUGUCUUCGUUCCUUCCACUCCCGGGGGAGAUCUGGGUCUGAUGCUGGGUCUGAUGCUGUUGCCGCCGACGUCCCCGACCCUAGCGGUGAAAAGCCGCGAAAGAGGUGGCGCUUUGCCUAUUCCGUCAUCUCUUCCAUCCACGCCAUGCGUUGUCUUGCUAAAGAAGCUAAAAUUGUUGUUAAAGGAGGACACAGCGCCCUCGACAUCGACCCGGAGCCUGGCUACCAAAGUCUAGUUAAUCAGCACCAUCAACUUAUCGACGAGGACAAAGAAAUCCUCAAAGUGUUGGUGAAGGAGAAAAAUCUCGGUCUUCUUAGUCGGCUUGGCGGAGUGGAAGGCAUAGUUGACAAACUACAAAGCAAUGCUGACAGAGGAAUCAGAGCGGAGAACCAAGAAGUGAGCGCGCGGAAAGAACUGUAUGGUUCUAACACUUACAACAAGCCACCCGCUAAGGGCUUCGUGCAUUUCUUGUGGACAGCUUUAAAAGAUGCUACUAUUAUAGUUCUGAUCGUCUGUGCUGUUCUUUCUCUUGGUUUUGGCAUUAAAGAAGACGGCAUCAAGGAGGGCUGGUACAACGGUGCGAGUAUUUUGGUUGCGGUCUUUUUGGUCGUGGUGAUAUCUGCGGUGACCAACUUCAGGCAAUCCAAACAAUUCGAGGAGUUGUCCAAAAUCAGCAGCAACAUCCAAGUUGAAGUCGUGAGAGAUGGUAGGCCGCAUAAUAUCUCUAUAUUCGACAUCGUAGUCGGAGAUGUUGUGAUCUUGAAGAUAGGAGGCCAGAUUCCGGCGGAUGGCUUGUUCUUGAAAGGCUAUUCCUUACAAGUUGAUGAGUCUAGCAUGACAGGGGAGAGCGAAUAUGUUGACGUGGAUAAGACCACCAAUCCAUUCUUACUUUCCGGCGCCAAGGUGGCCAACGGGUACGCGAGAAUGGUUGUCACGGCCGUGGGGAUGGACACCGCGUGGGGUGAGAUGAUGAGCGCCAUAAACCUGGACUUGAAGGAGGAAACUCCUUUGCAAACUCGGCUAAACCAUUUAACUUCUUCCAUAGGAAAGAUUGGCUUGGCAGUUGCUUUCUUUGUUCUUGUGGCCAUGCUGACGCGCUACUUCACUGGUAGCACAAAAGAUGAGAAUGGGCGUCGCGAGUUCGUUGCUGGGCAGACAAAGUUGGGUGAUGUCAUGAAUUCCAUGGUACAUAUUGUUGCUGCUGCAGUCACAAUUAUUGUUGUGGCAAUUCCAGAAGGUUUGCCGCUGGCCGUCACCCUCACUUUGGCUUACUCUAUGAAAAGAAUGAUGAGAGAUCAAGCUCUGGUUCGAAAACUUUCAGCUUGCGAAACGAUGGGCUCUGCUACUGUCAUCUGUACGGACAAAACAGGUACACUUACUCUCAACCUAAUGACAGUGACAACAUUCUGGCUUGGCAAAGAUAGAAUUCAGAGUAAGGCUUCUGAAGUAAUUGCUCCCAAUAUUCUUGAAUUACUUUAUCAAGGAGUGGCUAAGAACACCGCCGGUAGUGUUUACAAAGACACUCCCGCAUCCGAGACCAAGUUUACAGGAAGUCCAACUGAGAAAGCAAUUCUCUUGUGGGCUGUUCAAGAACUAGGUAUGGAAAUAGAAAAAAUGGAGCAGGAAUAUGAAAUUCUCCAUGUUGAGACCUUCAAUUCAGUGAAAAAACGCAGUGGAGUUUUGAUAAAAGAUGUGAAGGACGACACAUUGCAUGUCCACUGGAAAGGAGCUGCUGAGAUUAUUCUAGCGAUGUGUACGAGUUACUAUGACAAGUCUGGAAUGAUCAAAGUAAUAGAUGAUGGUACCCGAGAGGAAAUCAAGAAAAUAAUAGAAGGGAUGGCCGCAAAAGCCCUCAGGUGUAUCGCAUUUACUCAUAAGCAAAUAACAAAGCCAGCAGGGUCUGAACAAAUCAACGUAACAUUAGAUGAAGAUGACUUGACCUUUUUAGGCAUAGUGGGUCUAAAGGACCCUUGUCGUCCAGAGGUGAAACAAGCGGUAGCUCUUUGCAAAAAGGCUGGAGUACAUGUCAAAAUGAUUACUGGAGAUAAUAUUUUCACUGCAAAAGCUAUAGCUGCGGAGUGUGGGAUACUAGAAGCAAAUCAUAGUAAUGCAAACAGGCGUGAGGCCAUAGAAGGUGUGGAAUUUCGAAAUUAUAGCCAGGAGGAAAGGCUAAGGCGUGUGAAUGAAAUUCUGGUAAUGGCAAGAUCAUCCCCUAUUGACAAACUUGAAAUGGUGAAGUGCUUGAAACAAAAAGGCGACGUGGUUGCCGUCACUGGUGAUGGCACAAAUGAUGCACCGGCUCUGAAAGAAGCAGAUGUGGGACUUUCCAUGGGAAUUCAGGGCACAGAAGUGGCAAAAGAGAGCUCAGACAUUGUCAUCUUGGAUGAUAACUUCAACACAGUGGUGACUGUUUUGAAGUGGGGAAGGUGUGUGUACAACAGCAUCCAAAAAUUUGUACAGUUCCAGCUAACUGUCAAUGUGGCUGCCCUUGUUAUCAACUUGAUUGCAGCAUGCACUGCUGGCGAAGUCCCUUUAACAGCAAUUCAAUUGAUGUGGAUAAACCUAAUAAUGGAUUCUUUAGGAGCUCUAGCUCUGGCCACAGAGCGGCCAACAGAUGAACUGAUGGUUAAACCUCCCGUCGGUCGCAGCACAGAGCCAUUGAUAACCAAUGUUAUGUGGAGGAACCUCACUUUUCAAGCAUUUUUUCAAGUCAUUAUCCUUUUGAUACUUAACUUCAAGGGAAAAUCUCUCUUCCAUGUGAAUACAGGGGUUAAGAACACCCUCAUAUUUAACACUUUCGUCUUGUGCCAAAUUUUUAAUGAAUUCAACGCAAGGAGAUUGGAAGAUAAGAAUGUGUUUAAAGGGAUACUGGGCAAUCGAAUGUUCCUAUGGAUCGUGGUGACAACUUUGAUUCUUCAAGUGGCCAUGGUUGAGUUCUUGAGCAAGUUUGCAAACACAGAGAGGUUGAAUUUGUGGCAGUGGGGUGUAAGCAUAAUAAUAGCAGCCGUAUCUUGGCCACUGGCUUGGAUAGUCAAGAGCAUACCAGUUCCCGAACAACCAUACAAGACCUAUCUCUAUCGCAGGUGCAAAUGGUUCAAAACCCCUUCCUAG